Messenger RNA from Striga asiatica, 1161 nucleotides. The record is from the annotation of a GenBank genome assembly. Lineage: Eukaryota; Viridiplantae; Streptophyta; Magnoliopsida; Lamiales; Orobanchaceae.
AUGAGCAAUCCCCUGUUUGUCACACUCUCUGCACACAACUGCAACAGAGUCAAAACCGCAAACUCCUUCCCUUUAUCACUACCGUCCUCAAUUGCCUCCACUAAGACCGCAAUCCCCCCUUCCUCUACCAAUGCCUCCUGCCCCAUCUCAAUCCCUGCCAGGCUACUCAGAACUACCAUGGCCUUCUCCGCCAGCCCAGUCCCCUGCUCCCCCACCAGCCCCACCAGCGGCCUAACUGCACCAGCACUAACCGCCCUCUCCUUGUUCAGCUUGACUGAGCACAGCUUGGCCACGAGCGGAGGUAUGGCCCCGGAGGCCCCAAUCGAGAGCUUGUACUCCUCCACCAGGGCCAGGCUGAGCAAAGCACAGGCCGCGUUCUGCUUGGAGGUCUCGGUGCCGGGAUUUGAUGCCGCCGGCGUUUAUAAUCACGCUCUUGUUGCCCUCGUGAAGGGAGAGAUUGAGGAGGGCGGUGACCGUGUGCUCCUGGGUCAUCGGCGGAGGAGCGAGACAAGGGUGGGGACAGCGCCGGAUUCCCCAAUCAAGGCUCGGUUGUCGGCUCGGUUUUUAGCCAGCAGGCGCAGCUUGGCUGCCGCGGACCUUUUCACGGCUACCGACGGCGACUGUAGGCCGUCGACGCAGAGCUGUACCGUCGGCUGGAGGUCCUCCGGCGAGAUGCUCUCGAUGAUCUCCGUGGAGAACGUCUCCCUCUGUAGGAAUCCGGAGCAAGGUUCGGGCUCGGGAUCCGAGCUCGCGCCCUCGUUCGGGCCGGGGUCAGGGAGGUUGGCUAGGCGCUGGAGCUCGCCGGAGAUGUCGCUCGAGCAGGCGGAGACGUCGCUGAAGGCGGUGGAGAUGUCGAGUAUACCAUCGAGAUCGGAGGACGAGGGGCUUUUCGAGUUGCGAGACGAUUUGCUGGCGAGCUCAUCGAGUCGGAGGUCGAUGACCGAGUCGGUUCUCGGAGACGUUGGGCGAGCUCUCGAGGAUUGGGCCGGAUUGGUGAGCGCUGAAGAGGUUGGACCGGAUUGUCCGCAUGGACCGGCCCAUCGACCGGCUUAUUGUGGCGGAGGACGGCGGCGGAGAGUAGUAGUAGUAAGGCCGCUUUUGGGCGUAGGGGGCGACGCCGGCGAUGUUGGGGUUGGAGUGGGAACGAGAAUCUUCGAUUGA